AAGUUUAUUCAAAUAAACACCGCGACGUCACGACAAACAAUGGCAGCCAGUGGUACAGCUGUGACGGUUCUCACUCCUAAUGGGAGAAGACAAACAGUUAAAGUGUCUCCAAACACACCGUUAUUACAGGUGCUGGAGGAUGUCUGCAAAAAACAUGGGUUUAACCCCGACGAUCACGGUUUAAAGUUUCAGAGGACUGCUGUUGACCUCACGCUUCCAUGGAGGUUUGCCAACCUGCCCAACAAUGCGAAACUGGAAAUGGUGACAAGUACAAGGAAACAGGCUGUAGCUGACAGCCAGGUGCGGAUUGCACUACAGAUGGAGGACGGUUCUCGGCUCCAGGGUUCCUUCUCCUGUGGACAGAGUCUGUGGGAACUGCUCACACAUUUUCCCCAGAUCAGUGUGUCGGAGCUGUCUGAGUCAGGAUCCACCCCUGUGUGUGUUUACAUGAGAGAUGAGGUGAGUGGGGUAGAAGCACUCAAGAAGGCCACUCUGAAGUCUCUGGGUCUUACAGGAGGAAAUGCCAUCGUCAGGUUUUUACUCAAAAAGAACAAAGCACAGGGAGAGGAAGAUGGCAGAGAAGCCACUGAAACAGCUGCUGUGCCAACUACACCUGUUGCCAAGGAAACCACACCUAGCCCAUCACCUCAGCCCGAUCCUGCUCCGUCACAUCCAGAGACGUCCACAACCGAGGUGCCAACUAAAAAUUCAAGCCCCCAAAGGCCAAUCGAAGAAGCCCGCCCUGCUCCAACUCCCGCUUCUGCCGCAAGCAGCACCCUCCCUGUUCAACAGGAAGAGGUUCCGAACUCCCUUCAUGCAGUUGGGUCAAAGAUUCCUCCCGUCGAGAGAGGAAGGCCAGAGGAGGAUGGCGAGGAAGCGGGGCCAUCAGGACUGAACUCUCACCCAUCAUCUUCUUCCUCCUCCUCUUCCGCUCCCUCUGCUCCUUUCAUUCCCUUCUCUGGAGGCGGUCAGCGCCUCGGGGGUCCCCAGGGAGAUGCAGUGGGACGCUCACUCUCUUCAUCUGCAUCAUCCUCUUCACUGCCAGCUCUGACUGCAGCAGUAGAAUCACCCAAAGCCAAGAAAGCGAAAUCCAGCCAUGGUUCUAGCACCAAGCCUCAAACCACUGCCAACCAGCCAGACGAUGACAUGGAUCAAGGGGAGGAGUUCUUGGAGCCAGUGGAGAGGGAGCUUCUCAUCUACCACCUGGACGCAAUGUCCUGUCACUCUGAGGACCACAGGGAUCUGCCUGACGAAUUCUUUGAAGUGACGAUGGAUGAUGUGCGCAAGCGCUUCGCCCAGCUGAAAAGCGAGAGGAAGUUACUGGAGGAGGCUCCGCUAAUGACUAAAUCUCUGAGAGAAACACAGGUGAAGGAGAAGAUGAAAAGAUAUCCCAAAGUGGUCCUGAGGGUCCAGUUUCCAGACAGACAUGUUCUACAAGGCUUCUUCAGGCCCCUGGAGACAGUUGCUGCGGUGAGGCAUUUUGUGAGGAGUCACUUGGAGGAUCCUCAGCUCAGUUUCUACCUGUUCAUCACCCCCCCAAAAACCAUCCUCGACGACCCCUCAGCUACACUGUUUCAGGCCGACCUGUUUCCCGGUGCUCUGGUGUACUUCGGCUCUGACGCUAAGACAGAUAUUUACAUUAAGAGGGAGCUACUUGAAUCCUCUGUCUCGGCCUCGCAAGCAAAUGAAUCCUUUGCAAGCUGCAUGCUCCGGUCCCCAACACCCUCCUCUAGCUCUGAGGGCUCCGAGGAGCCGCUGCCUCCUCCGGAGCCGAAGGCUGACACCAGCGGGGCCGCACAAGACGAGAGAGACCCGUCUGCACACACCCAGGCUGCUAAACCUACCAGAUCUGACCCGUGCAAGGUGCCCAAGUGGCUCAAGCUUCCAGGUAAAAAAUAAGACGGCUGCGUGUGCUGAUGGGAGGACUUACCAUGAAAGACUUCUGACAAGCUGCUUGCAGACUGAGUAGAGCACUUAAACCUUUGCUGCGCUUUGAUAAAAGGCUCAACUUUGUGACGGCUGCGGAAGAAGCAUGCACUUGACUAGGUUUGUAGUAAUGAGAGAAAGAGACUAUAUUUCAUUGCUCAAAGGAUUGUUGUGAUUCAUUCCGGUUGAUCUCUAGGAGGAAAGAGUGCUGAAGAGGCUGCAUUUAUUCAGCAGGUGAAAAUGUUGUGCAAAGUGAAUAAAGAUUGUUGAAUUAAAA
Messenger RNA from Sander lucioperca (pikeperch), 2203 nucleotides. RefSeq names its product ASPSCR1 tether for SLC2A4, UBX domain containing (gene aspscr1). The coding region runs from base 40 to 1899 and encodes 619 amino acids. The transcript has 17 exons. Gene Ontology annotation, molecular function: protein binding. Gene Ontology annotation, biological process: signal transduction. The record is from RefSeq and is a predicted model, not a curated record. NCBI's taxonomy places the organism in Eukaryota, Metazoa, Chordata, Actinopteri, Perciformes, Percidae.